AUGUUCGCUUCAACUUCUGCUGUUGAUAUAAAAGGUGGUUACUGGCCUUCAUGGUUACAAAACACACUUCCUCCAUCAGAUAUACCUGCCUCUUAUUACACUCAUGUAUUCUACGCUUUCGUCCAAAAUAGCCCACAAAACUACCGGCUAGUUCUAAAACCAGAAGACGAACAAUGGAUGCCAGUUUUCACUACAUCUCUUCAGUCAAAAACUCCACGUAUAACAACUAUGUUAUCCAUUGGAGGAGGAAACCAAAGAAAUCGUGCUUAUUUCGCUGCCAUGGCUGGUAGUCCUUCUAACCGUGCAAAUUUCAUCUCGUCCACAAUUCAAGAGGCUCGUAGAUAUAAUUUCGAAGGACUUGACCUUGACUGGGAAUACCCAUUAACUCAAGCAGCCAUGGUCAAUCUAGGCACUCUCCUCACGGAAUGGCGUAAAGCAAUUAAUGAAGAAGCUGGUCGAACAGGAAAGCCAAGACUUCUUCUAACUGCCUGUUUACUUCACGCCAAGCGCUUAUAUCCUAUCAAGCGAGCUUACCACAUACCCGGCGCAAGCAGUACGUGA
Papaver somniferum (opium poppy) is the source of this 561-nucleotide messenger RNA. Its product is annotated as class V chitinase-like. The record is from RefSeq and is a predicted model, not a curated record. Gene Ontology annotation, molecular function: chitin binding; chitinase activity. Gene Ontology annotation, cellular component: extracellular region. NCBI's taxonomy places the organism in Eukaryota, Viridiplantae, Streptophyta, Magnoliopsida, Ranunculales, Papaveraceae. The transcript has a single exon. Gene Ontology annotation, biological process: chitin catabolic process; carbohydrate metabolic process. Bases 1 to 561 code for a protein of 186 amino acids.